Messenger RNA from Diaporthe amygdali, 1917 nucleotides. RefSeq names its product swr1-complex protein 4. The record is from RefSeq and is a predicted model, not a curated record. NCBI's taxonomy places the organism in Eukaryota, Fungi, Ascomycota, Sordariomycetes, Diaporthales, Diaporthaceae. Gene Ontology annotation, biological process: negative regulation of transcription by RNA polymerase II; DNA repair; chromatin remodeling. The coding region runs from base 1 to 1917 and encodes 638 amino acids. Gene Ontology annotation, cellular component: Swr1 complex; NuA4 histone acetyltransferase complex. Gene Ontology annotation, molecular function: transcription corepressor activity. The transcript has a single exon.
AUGGCAUCCAACGACGUUCGCGACGUGCUUAAUCUUCCUUCCGACGACCUCACCCCGCGACCAUCCAAGAAACAAAAGAUCGCAGGCCCGCGGCACAAUCUCAAGGGACUGGCAAGAGAGGUCCAGAAUUUGGGUGGCGACAACCCCAUUGCGAUCGUCCCAGAAGUUUCUCUCUACAAGAAACGUCGAUUCGCUAAUCGCAAACCGGCUGCGAAAUGGGAGCUCAAACAGUUUAGAAACUCUGCGCGCGCUGACCAAACACUGGUUCUACGACAUUGGAAACGAAAGACAGAACCUGGCCAGCCUAACGACUCGACCGACGGCGAGCCUCCGGAGGGAGAGAACAACGGAAAUGGACAGGAGGGUGACAGAAAGGAAGAAGCGAUCGAGGACUCGGCGUUUGCGAAAUUCAACGUCAAGGUGCAGAUACCUGAAUACAACGAUGAGCAAUACAGCGCGAAGCUGCAAAGCGACGACUGGACAAAGCACGAGACCGACUACUUGAUGGAUCUAGUCAGAGACUACGACUUGCGCUGGCCGGUUAUAUGGGACCGAUAUGAGUACUCUCCCACGAAACCCGGGGACGUGGAUAUGGAUGGGUCCAAUUCUGCCGUGGUGCCUACUGCCAAGUCCAGGGACAUGGAGGAUCUCAAAACCCGGUACUACGAGGUUGCAGCCAAGAUGAUGGAGUUGCAGAAGGCCAUUCAGUAUAUGACCCAACCCGAAUGGGAUCUACAUCAAACUAUGGUCAAUUUCAAGCCGGAUCAGGAAAGAGAUCGAAAGAAGUUUGCGCUGAACUCAAUGUCUCGUUCCAAGGAAGAGGCCAAGGAGGAAGAAUCGCUGCUUAUUGAGGUCAAACGUAUAAUGGCCCGCCAGGAAAGGUUCAACGAGGAGCGCAGGGAACUCUACCAGAGGCUUGAAUACCCACAUUCCGACCAAGACAUCAAUGCUUUCAAGGGAAGCGCAGGUCUCACGACACUCUUGAGCACAUUACAGAAUAUGAGCCAGGCCAAGAAGCGCAAGCCUCUGACCGGGCCCGAGGGCACCAGUCCCGCUGUCCCUACGCCAGGCCCCAAUGGUCAGCCUGCAAGCGCAACAUCCGAAGCACCUCCGAGCCGACGCGAAAGCACCGCGGCACCCUCAGCUGGCAUUCGCGAGUCUAUCGGCGCCGAGAAGCCAGCACCAGUGGGUAACAAGAAGGGUCAACCACCACCAGAGCGGCGCAAGCUCAAUGAGCAGGAAGAGCAGAUCUAUGGUGUCUCAACGCAUGAACGUCUAGGAUCAGGCCCGACCUUUAGGUAUGAGCGGGUCAACAAGAUAUUCUCCCACAAGAGCGGCCAACAGCAGCAGCGGAUACAAAAUGUUCUCACCGAGCUCGACAUACCUGUCCGUCUCAACAUGCCGACAGCACCUGUCGUGGCAGAGUAUGAGAAAUUGGUCCUUGCAGUGACAGGACUUGUAGACCUGAGGAAGAUGAGGGACAAGCUGGACGGCGAAAUCAAGAUCGAAGAAGCCAAAAAGGCCGAACGGGCCAAGGCCCGGGCUGUCCUUGGCCUGGAUGGUGCCAACGAUAAUGCUAGUCAAGACAAGAAGGCUGACGCAGGUCCCGCUGAGACGAAGGCGGAGGACGCAUCCGAGGAUAAGCCCCCGAAGACCAACGGAGAGUCAGCCAGUACAGCGGCUCAUGCCGAUGCUGAAGCCGCUGCUGACGUCAGUGCUGACCCACAACAGGCGGGUGAUGUGCCCGUGACAAAUGACGACGGCGCCGCGGCGGAUGGCGCUGAAGCUAAUACUCCUGUCGUCAAGGAAGAGGAUGGUGGCAGACCAGGCAGCAGCGGCGGUGCUGCUGGCAACAAGCGCAGCGCGAGUGUUCUCAGCACGACGUCCGACAAGAGCGCUAAGAGGCAGAGAAAGUGA